UCGAUGCAUCUUCUCGCAUGUGUUAUCUUGAUGGACUAUUGCGAAUCGACAAGCUGCCGAUAAGGUCUAGUUGCUGAUUUACUUCCACGAGAACUCCCCGCACGACCACCUCACAAUCUGGACAGUCUACAACCCUUUACGAACCGGAGCAUCUUCACGUUUAUUCACCAUGGGCAAAUUCAGAAUUCUCAGCGACGCGGCUGUGCUCGAUAUCCUGCUUAACCUCCCGAAAGUCGAAAUCCUCCAACUCCGAGAUCGGCUUGUGGGAGCGUUGGUAGAACUCUCCAAGGGUACAGAGCGGGACCAUCAGCCCGAUGCAUCAAUCGUAAACAGACCUGAAGGCACAAAGUGUCUCUUCCGACCCUUCAGCUCCGCCAGCGCUUUCGGAACCAAAAUUGUCGUCACCCCGGCGCCCUCAUCACCGGCAGCCAAUAGCUUGCAUGGCAUCAUUUCCAUUUGCGACCAGGACGGCCUGCCCCUAGGCGUCAUCAACGCGGAAGAAGUCACAGGAUACCGAUCGGCGCUCUCUGCCAUUGUGCCGUACUUGUGGCGGCGCCAUACCGACAACAUUGUGGUUUUCGGCGCUGGUAAGCAGGCGUUGUGGCAUCUCCGUUUCGCACUUUCGCUGAGGGGUGAGGAGAUCAAGUCCAUCACCGUGGUGAAUCGAUCUACGGAGCGGGCGCAGCAGCUUAUUUCGAGAUUGAAGGAAGAGAACCACGCCCGUUGGAAGUCUACUGCCAAAUUUCUGCCGUCGGGUCUUGGCAGGCGGACAUGUUGGAAGUAGACCCGGAACUGCUGGCCCAGGCGACCAGUGUCGCUGGUGGGAAACUGCGCGGGCAAGGUUCAAAGGUCACAGUGCUGGUCGACGACCGCGAGAAUGCACUCAAGCAUUCUGGCGAGAUCAUUCAGAGUAAAGUCGCGGCGGAGUGCAUAGUGGAGGUUGGGGAGAUAGAGAUUUCACGGAAACAAGGAGAGAAGCUGGAAUCACUAUCGACACUGGAGGAUGGAUUGAUCAUCUACUCGUGCC
This is a messenger RNA of Colletotrichum phormii, 1027 nucleotides long. RefSeq lists its product as uncharacterized. The coding region runs from base 170 to 784 and encodes 204 amino acids. The transcript is spliced from 2 exons. Lineage: Eukaryota; Fungi; Ascomycota; Sordariomycetes; Glomerellales; Glomerellaceae. Gene Ontology annotation, cellular component: cytoplasm. The record is from RefSeq and is a predicted model, not a curated record.